AUCGAAGACUUCAUUUCUGACAGAAUGACGAGAAUCGGUGCCUGUGAUUCUUUUGUAGACGAUCCGAGAUCGUAAAACAAAGAAGACUUGCAACUUGAGGUAGACAUUUCUCACAGAAGAUGGCAGCUGGAACCCCCAUGGUGAGCCUGUGGGUGAAGGCAGAACCCUUCAGCUAUGGAGCUCUGCCUGUGCCUCCCCAUCCACGAUUGUCUACAAACAAUCUGAAGAAAAUUGUUCCUUACUGUAAAACAAAAGGGAAAAAUGGUUUUCCUAGAAUGAAUUAUUCUGUGUGGAAACAUAUUGCUUGUAACAAGCUGCAGUUGACAGAAGAUCUAGCUUGGAUGUAUUUUACUGUGUGUCACCUGCUGAGUGAGGCCACCAGUGCUAGGGACCGUGCAGACUUUGACCUGAGGUUGGCCAGGUGUACAGUACAGGUGGAGAGAGAUGCCCUGAAGAACAGCCUGAGCGUGAGCACAUUCGUGUUUGUGUUGUAUCUCUACAUCCAGCAGCUCCACAAAGUCUCCCUGAAGGCGUCACUCUUGGCUGGAGAUGAAUGGCCACUACGUGCUCGCUCCCCUGACCUUGAAAACCGCACUGGUUCAUCAAGUUCUAAGACCCUGGAUGAACACUGCCACUUACAGUUUGUACAGACCCACAUACAGGAGAUUCUGGAGCUUCUUGUAGAACCUGAUGUGUACAAUUCAGCAAUCCUAGGUGACUUUGGAAUCACUGUGGAAGCGGUAGAAGCUCUGGACUUUUUGAUUGGAGCGUCAACUGACCGGGGCGGGAGCCUGCAGGCUUUACAUCAGGUAGCCAUGAUUCCACCUCUACAGAGCAAGUUUGGCUACUCCAAGCUGACUCGGCUAUUCUCUAUCCGUACACUGCAAAGCUGGAUAAGAGGCACAGUGUCCCAGAAUCCAUUUGGAAUCUCAGCCUGUAUCACCUCAGGAAAACGUCUUUCGUGGCCGGUGUCAGCUGAGGAGAGCAGGCCUGCAGACAAGGAGAGUGGGGAUGCUCACCGCAGUAAGAGAGGUAGGAUAGCCACAAACUCUCCAACCGUGCCUGAUGAUCAUGUUUUAGGAAACAAGAUCAUUAUUAUGAGUCAAGUCAGCAAGCAAACUAUUGGAAGGAGUUCCCGGACACUGGAAAACAGCAGUGUUAAGAUCCACCGAUGCCAUUACUCCUACCUGUAUUUGUUGUCUCCCCUUCGGUCUGUGACAAUUGAGAAGUGCCGACAUUCUGUCAUAGUUCUGGGUCCAGUGGAGACAACUAUUCACAUCAGUCACUGUGAACAGGUCACAGUUAUCUCCCCCUGCCGUAACAUUAUGAUUAGUGGUUCUACGCUAUGUGUGUUAUACCUGCUCACCCCACAGCGGCCCCUGAUUCUGGGAGGGAAUGACACUAUAUUGCUGGCUCCAUACCACACUUUUUAUCCUCAGCUGGAAAGUCACAUGGCCCAGGCGGGACUUGGGGAGGCCCGUAACCUGUGGGACCAGCCACUCUGUAUAGGUCCUGACCACAAAGAUGAAGUGCCAGUGUGGGAACUUCUACCUGUGGCUGAGUUCUUUACGUUCAACAUUCCAUUUGAAAUGGAGGGCACGACCCAGGCUAUACCUGGGGGACUGCCGAGUAAAUACCAGCGUAGCCUUAGCCAAAGACAGAAACAGAUCGACAACUGGCAAAAACUGGUGAAAGAGUCUGGCCUGAGCAGGAAGCAGAGAAAGGAAUUUCAGAAACUUGUGGAAACGAGGUUUCAUGCCUGGCUGGCAGAUACUGGUCAUAAGAGGGAAUUGGAUAGUUUGGUUGUGCCACUUCAGUCACAGUCUAAGAAACCCUAAAGCUUGUCUAGUCAUCAGUUAAUACUCCGCUCACUACAGUCCAAUUUCAUUCCAUUUUUUUUUUUCUCUCCGGGUAUACCAAAUAUUAAGUGCUGUUUUAGAUGGAAUAUAGUGCCAUCAAAUUAAAUGAUUUACAAUCUCAUUUAUUUCAGUAAAUGACCUAAAAUUUUGCUCAUUACUAAGUUGCAAAUUUUAUCUGAUUCUGAGAGUUCUCUGUGCCUUAAAAAUGUGUUUGGAAGGUAGAAUAGUAUCCUUCUUGACGAAUUUAGUUGUGAAGAGUAAUGUUUUCUAACAGUUAUUUGCCUUUAUGAAAGAACUUUCUUGGGGAAAAUUUUAGGUUGUUUAGGUACAUUAUAUAAUACAUAAGAAACAUUGUUACUGUACAGCACCUGUAUCUGAUUUCUAUACCAGCGAUUUCAGUCCCGACUGUACAGCACAUCUGCUUGUAUCUGGUAGCCAUGAUAUCUGUGCUCUUCAACUACCGUCCAUUUUAUUAUUGUCUUCAUUAUUUCUUGAGCAGAUAUUGUUGAAAUUGUAAUAAAGUCUGUGUAGUGUAAAUUCAUUCAGGUACUGAUUACUUUUAAAACUUGAAUACUCUUGAAGUUUCAUUGUGUGGCAGUGAGGUCUCGUGUAUAUAGUGUUCGCAGAAGACAAAAUACUCAGUGCUGUUUUGUAAGAAUUGGCUGAAAUGUCACAAUUGAUUGUGUCAGUGUCUUAACAAAAAAAAAAUGUCAAACCUUAACUAAUUU
Molecule: messenger RNA, 2587 nt
Organism: Liolophura sinensis
Lineage: Eukaryota; Metazoa; Mollusca; Polyplacophora; Chitonida; Chitonidae
Product: TBCC domain-containing protein 1-like
Exons: 19
Coding region: 120-1838 (572 amino acids)
Biological process (GO): maintenance of centrosome location; maintenance of Golgi location
Cellular component (GO): spindle pole centrosome
Source: RefSeq, a predicted model, not a curated record